CACCGGCUCCAUAAACCAGAAACAUCGCACUAUGGCCUCUCUCUGAGCCGCCUGACGCGACACUUGUGUAUAUACCUGACCGGCAAUCCGUCACCAUCGACGCCUUGAUAAUGGACCCCCGGUCCAGAGGCUUUUUUCGGGGCCAUCGGAGUUGUCAAUAGUACUCCCAAAGUACUAUAUUAGUUGAUUUUGAGCGCUGUCACUUGUGCUCUGCGGGGAUUUAAACCGAGGUGACAGCAACAGCACUCGCCCCAUCUGCCGGUUAGCUAACUGCUAACUAGCUCGCUAAGUCAAUAGCCAAGAAGGGCAUCACUUUUCUCUUUGGAGUACAGGACACGGAAAAUACAAAAUCUACCGCUUUCAUACACAGACGACUGACCAGAGGCUGAUUACCCACAGAGUUCCCAUCUUAACUACACAUUCACAGUUGAUUCCUGAAAGGCUGGCAACACAAGGCCACCCUAAUGCAGAACCAUAAAAGAACGUGAAAUGAACAAACCACCACAGCCUAUAACGGGACCCACCUCUGUCCCAAACCCUGCCCCUUCCCCAGGAUUGACACAGGCCGCCUACGGACCUGGACAGCCCACAUCUCUUGUUUUUGCCACACCUCCACCUCCACAAAUGAACUCCGCACCACAGCCCAGACAGUUUGCUGCAGGGCCCCGUACUUUACACCAACAGGGUUACUAUCAGAACCGACCGGCUAUGGCUGCCAGCGCUCCGAGAGUCCAGACAAGUAGUGGGCCUCGAACUGUUGCACCCACUCAUGUCUACCCACCCAGCUCCCAGAUGAUGAUGAUUUCACAGCAACAGCUCUCUUUUGCUGGCUCCCCUCAGGGUUACUUCAUCCCCCCUGGACAGCCAUACCGGGCCCCAUAUAUGCCACCUACUCAGCAGUAUCCUGUGACCAGCGGUACAGCAGGCUUCUUCCCGGGAACUAGCCCUGCUGAAUACGCCUAUGCAGGAACAUUCUAUCCAGCACAGCCACAGUACUCUACAUCUGUCCAGCCUGCACCGGUCAUGAUCAACCCCGCCCAGCAACAGCAACAAGCUCCGCCUCCUCAGCAACAACCGGCACAGCCACAAGGCCCAGCAAAGAGGGAACGCAUACCGGUAAUCAGAAUACGAGACCCCAACCAGGGCGGGCGUGAUAUCACAGAGGAGAUCAUGUCAGGUGGAAGAUCCGCCACCACACCGACUCCCCCACAGGCCUCCAUAAGAGAUGCAAGCCCUGCACAGACCAAUGGUGAAGUUACACAGCCUGUCACUACAGUGACAAGAAGAGAAGAAAACGCGGAGCCUUCUGCUAGCGCUGAAAGCCCACCACCUCCUCCCACAGUAAACCCAGAGCCUGUGGUCGAGGCGAAACAGGAAAUGGACAGCCAGAUGGAACCGCCUACUGAAUUAGCCGCACAAUCUGUAGCCCCUACACCGGCUGCUGAGGUGCCAACCCCAUCGAUAAAGGACCAGCAGUCUCCCGCUCCCCUCCCUCCAGCAGCAACAUCUACUCCUCCUCCUGCUGAGGCAGUAAAUAAAGUCGAUACUAAAGUUAGUGACACAGUAGACGCUCCUGUAGUUCCUUCAGCAUCACCAGCCGUGCAAGAGGUCCCUGUCAAAACGGAAGAACCACAGGCUGCCCCUGCUCCAGCUGAGAAAGCACCAGAAAAGGAGGAAAAGGAGGAAAAGAAAACUGAGAAAGUGGAGAAAGAAGAGCAGGUGACCAGCGCUAAGGUGGAGCCUGCAGCUGAAGUUACAGCAACUGUUAAACCUGUUAUUGUGGCAAAAGAAGAAGCACCUACAAAGACAGCAACAGAAGUGUCUCAGCCUCCACCCUCUGCACAGGAGCCUGCUGCUCCACAGACUCAGACUUCUGCCCCGAGCUCUGCCCCCGAACCUGAACCUACACCAGCUGAAACAGCAGAACCGCUCCUCUCCAACGGCCUUCCUCAGGACACUGAGGAACUGACUGAGGAUGUGGCAAUUUCAGACACUACAGCCCUUGACAAGCCCGACACUUCUCAAUCUCAGGAAUCCGCACCUGUGGCUAAAACGGCAACGCCAGCCCAGGUGGAGGAGGAGGAAGAGGAGAAGAAAGAGGAGGAAGAGGGGAAGGAGAAAAGUGAGGAUGCCCCCCCUACCUCUGCUAGCUGCCCUACAGAGGAAUCUACUAUGCAAGCUGCUACAUCUGUGCCAAAGAAGAGAAGGAACAUGAAGGAACUCAACAAGAAGGUUAUUGGAGACCUCCUGGAUGCCUUCACAGAGGAGCAGAACGCCAAGCCAGCUUCUGAACCCUCGUCCACUCAGGCCGACCCUGUCCCUGUUGCUCCAGCUGAACCUCCUGCUGAGGUCGCAGAUGAGACCUGGGAGGAGAAAGAGGACAAGCAGAACACAGAAACUGAUAGGACUAAAACCUCACCUGAGGCAAAAGAGCAGAAAUACCAGUACAAAGAAGAACAAUGGAAGCCGAUAGACCCAGAAGAGAAGAAGCGGUACGACAGGGAGUUCCUCCUCGGCUUCCAGUUUAUCGGCGCUAGCAUGAACAAACCUGAGGGUCUGCCGCUCAUCAGUGACGUGGUUUUGGACAAGGUGAAUAAGACUCCCUUGCGACCUGCUGACCCAGCUCGAAUGAUGAGUGUUGGUCCUGAUUUUACUCCCUCAUACUUGGGGAAUCUUGGGAGCCGAUCAGUGGGUGGACCACGAGGACCGCCACCUGGACCACGUCGCUCCCAGCAGGGUCAGCGGAAAGAGCCCAGGAAAAUCAUCAGCAGCAUGUCUCUCCACGACGACGUGCAGCUCAACAAGGCUGAGAAAGCCUGGAAGCCCUCUGUGAAGAAGCCCACUCGCAGUCGCCAAGCGGAGGAAGUGGAGGAGGAAGUAGGCAACUCUGAAGAGGCCAAGACUCAAGAGCUGUUCAAGCGUCUGCGUAGUAUCCUCAACAAGCUGACACCCCAGAAGUUUCAGGAGCUGAUGAAACAGGUGACAGAUCUGGCGAUAGAUACAGAGGAGAGGCUGAAGGGAGCCAUCGACCUCAUCUUUGAGAAGGCCAUCUCAGAGCCCAACUUCUCUGUGGCCUACGCCAACAUGUGCCGCUGCCUUAUGGGGUUGAAAGUCCCCACCUCAGACAAGCCAGGAGUUUUUGUGAACUUCCGCAAACUGCUGCUCAACCGCUGCCAGAAAGAGUUUGAGAAGGACCAAGAUGAUGAUGAGAUCUUUGAGAAGAAGCAAAAAGAGUUAGAGGCUUCUAAAGAUGAUGAGGAGCGUGAGCGCUUGAGGGUGGAACUGGAAGACUCCAAAGACCAGGCCCGCCGCCGCUCGCUGGGUAACAUUAAGUUCAUUGGUGAACUCUUCAAGUUGAAGAUGCUGACGGAGGCCAUCAUGCACGACUGUGUAGUGAAACUGCUGAAGAAUCACGAUGAAGAGUCUCUGGAGUGUCUCUGCAGGCUGCUCUCCACAAUUGGCAAGGACCUGGACUUUGAGAAGGCCAAGCCCCGUAUGGAUCAGUAUUUCAACCAGAUGGACAAGAUCAUCAAAGAGAGAAAGACCUCAUCCAGAAUCCGCUUCAUGUUGCAAGAUGUGCUGGACCUUAGAAGGAGUAACUGGGUGCCUCGUAGAGGAGACCAAGGUCCUAAAACAAUUGACCAGAUUCACAAGGAGGCAGAAUUGGAGGAGCACAGGGAACAGAUCAAGGUCCAGCAGCAGCUCCUGUCCAAGAAGGACGGAGGAGGAGGAGGAGGAGGAGGAGGCGGCAGGAUGGGAGGGAACAUGGGAGGCCGAGGCCCUCACACACCUGGAGGCGGCCGGAACAGCCAGCCCCAGGAUGAAGGGUGGAACACGGUGCCCAUCUCCAAGAACAGACCCAUCGACACCACCCGGCUCAGCAAGAUCACAAAGCCCGGUGCUCUGGACUUCAACAAUCAACUGUUGGCUCCAGGGGGCAAAGGCAUGUGGGGCAGCUGGGGCAAAGGCAGCAGUGGAGGAACAGGAGCUAAACCAGCAAGUGGAGACCAGGAUCCUGGUCGUCCAGCCACCAGCACCCUCAACCGCUUCUCAGCCCUGCAGCAGUCUGGUUCAUUGUUGUCUUCAUCCGACUCUGAUCGCAGAGUUCCUCAGAGGUCAAGCUCCAGCCGCGAGCGUGGCGGUGACAGAGACAGGAACGAUCGAGACCGGUUUGACCGAUUCGCAGACCGCAGCGAGGGACGAGAAGGUCGCGACGACAGGAGCACCAGGAACCAAAUCACUAAGAGAAGCUUCAGCAGAGAGACAGAGGAGCGCGGCGGGAGGGGCGGAGACAGUAGGGCCACGAAUGAGCCGGUGCGCCGCGUGGCCAGCAUGACCGAUGACCGGGACAGAGGAAGCAGAGACAGAGGAAGCCGGGAUCGGGGAAGCAGAGACCGAGGAAGUAGGGACAGGGGAAGCAGAGACAGAGUUCCAAGCAAAGAUCUCACAGCAGUCAAACGUGAGAGCGCCCCCACUCCUCCUCCUACUCUUCCUAAAUCUACCUUGACUGAAGAGGAGAUGGAGAAGAAGUCCAACGCAAUCACUGAGGAAUAUCUCCACAUCAAUGACUUGAAGGAGGCGUUGCAGUGUGUGGCAGAGCUCAACAGUGCCUCGCUGCUCUACGUGUUUGUGCGGAACGGCAUAGAGUCGACACUUGAGCGCAGCACCAUUGCUAGGGAGCACAUGGGCUUGUUGAUGCACCAGCUCAUAAAGGCAGGGACAUUGCCCACAGAGCAGUACUACAAAGGGCUACAAGAGAUCCUGGAGGUAGCAGAAGACAUGGCCAUAGAUAUACCUCACAUGUGGCUCUACCUGGCUGAACUCAUUACCCCCAUGCUGCAUGAGGGAGGCAUCCCUAUGGGACAGCUCUUCAGGGAGAUCUCGAAGCCUCUGGUGCCUCUGGAGAUGGCCGGUGUGCUGCUGGUACAGAUCCUCAAGUUGCUCUGCAAAGGAAUGACUCCUAAGAAGGUUGGGGCCAUGUGGUCUGAAGCUGGGCUGAAGUGGAGCGAGUUCUUGGGCAAGGAUGAAGACAUCAACAAGUUUGUCACUGAUCAGAAGGUGGAGUUCACGACAGGAGAGGAGACGGAGUCAAAGGAACCUGGUAAGAAGGCCCUCAGCGGAGAGGAGCUCGCCAAACAACUGGACAGGUUCCUUCAGGACAAGGCCAACAACCAGCGUAUCAGAGACUGGGUCGAGGCUAACUUGGAUGAACAGCAGGCUGCCUCCAACCUGUUUGUACGAGCACUGAUGACAUCCGUGUGCCAGUCUGCCAUCAUAUGCGACACCCCAUACAGGGUGGAUGCAAAGCAGAUCAACCAGAGAGCCAAUCUGCUGCAGAGAUACCUGUGUGAUGAGCAGAAAGAGCUGCAGGCGCUUUAUGCCCUCCAGGCUCUGAUGGUGCACAUGGAGCAGCCAGCAAACCUGCUGCGGAUGUUCUUCGACGCCUUGUACGAUGAGGACGUUAUUAAAGAGGAGGCCUUUUACAAAUGGGAAUCCAGCAAAGACCCUGCAGAGCAAACUGGCAAAGGCGUGGCCUUGAAAUCAGUCACAGCCUUCUUCACCUGGCUCCGCGAGGCCGAGGAGGAGUCUGACAAAGAAUAAAAGACUGGACUUAAAAAGCUGCCGCCCCCCUUUGGCGAGACCGGGGCUGUGCAGGCAGCUUUUGGAGAGUAAUGGACAAUAUUGCCAGAGAGGCAGACUCAAAAUCAAUCCUCAAUGAGGAUAAAUCUUUAUUAUUUGUCUUUCUUUGAGGGAUGGACUCAGAAAACAAUCAUUUCUCUCUAUCUUCCCUCUCUUGCUUCCUCAUUAUUUCCCCACCUGCUUGUCACAGCAAGUGUCCUCAUCAAAUAAACUUGAAAACUGAUUCAGCAGGAUUGCUUGUUAACAAGGUGUGAAGUAUCCCACAUCACUACGAAACUUUUUUUCACAAUAACACAAACCGACAGGCUGCUUUUUUUUUAAUGGUUCUAGAUAAUUAUUGCCUAACAAUCUUAUCUGAUCUGCAAGAAUAAACAGCGAGGCGUGCAGUGUAGUGGGUUCUCUGAUCGGUGGGUAUCAUCAUGCCAUAAUGUGUUUAAAUCCAAACACAGCUCUUUAUGUCUUUGUCCCUUACUGGAGUGUGCAGCAUGACUGAAGUGUGUUUCUAUUACUGAUCCCGUGGGCGAAACGUCGAUGGACAAAAUGUACAUUGCUAACUAAUGUUAAAUAAUCAUGGGUUGAGUUUUUAAAGCAAAGGUGGUCUAUUUUCUCUUCCCUGUUUCAAAUGAUGGGACUCACAGAGGACAGAAACACGGAGGGCUGAUGUUGACCUUUGACCUUGACUACUAGGGGGGUGAUCUUAAUGCUUCCUCUAAGCCAUCCUCUUCCAUCCCCCAGUAGUGAACCACACUGACUCUUCAUCUUUACCUCUUCUGUACUUAAAACCUGAGCUGUCGGGGGGAACUAUCCCAGUAGUGGACACUUAAUGACCCAAUCACCGUUAAAACUUGAAAUCUACAGAAAUUGACUUGAUGAAACGUAUAAAGUUAAAAAAAAACAAAAAACAAACAAAAAAAAAAAGUACACAGAAAUGAUCCGAAAGCCUUUUCUACUUAAAGUGGAAACUCAUUUCAGGAGCAUUCUGUAAAUAUAUAAUAAUAAUAAUUAAAAAAAAGUUGUUGUUUUUUUUUUUUUCAGUUUUUUUUCCAGAAACGAUGAAUUGCUGAUGUAAUGCAGUGUUUCCUUUUCCAACUGACACCGCAGUUGUCCAGAUGCAGAGAGGUGCUUUAGAUAAUCCAUUGAUUAUUAGUUUUAUUGGAAUUUUGUAAAUAUUUUUUUUGCUUUUCUUUAUUUAAGAAAUUAUUGCUUCUUUUGCAUCGGAAACUGGAAAGAUGAGGUAUCGAAACAUUGCAAAUAAAGGACUUAUUAAGUUGC
Messenger RNA from Scomber japonicus (chub mackerel), 6912 nucleotides. RefSeq names its product eukaryotic translation initiation factor 4 gamma, 1a (gene eif4g1a). The transcript has 31 exons. Gene Ontology annotation, cellular component: eukaryotic translation initiation factor 4F complex. Lineage: Eukaryota; Metazoa; Chordata; Actinopteri; Scombriformes; Scombridae. Bases 490 to 5601 code for a protein of 1703 amino acids. The record is from RefSeq and is a predicted model, not a curated record. Gene Ontology annotation, molecular function: mRNA binding; translation initiation factor activity; protein binding.